Striga hermonthica is the source of this 357-nucleotide messenger RNA. Lineage: Eukaryota; Viridiplantae; Streptophyta; Magnoliopsida; Lamiales; Orobanchaceae. The record is from the annotation of a GenBank genome assembly.
AAACAAGUUGAUGGGAAACAACCUUCUCUGGAAUUGAUGUAUACGGAGACACAUAAGAGAACUUCUGGUAGAAAGUACAAGACGCCUGAAAUAAAUGAUGAACUUUCCGACUCUAUUAGCAAUGGACUUCUCGGUAGGUGUAGCAAGAGAGUGAAGAGGCUUUCCAAGUCGGAUGUUCUGAUUCCUGAAGAAUUUUUGAAGCCAUUUAAAGAUGCGAUUGUGAAAGAAACAUUAGCGGGUGUUUUAAAAGUUUUUGAACAUCUCCCUGUUGAGAAUUCAUUGAGCGUUCAAGAAUUAGCAAAACAUCUCAUAAGGGAGCAAUUGUCUGGAGAUAUCAACAAUGCUGAACUUCCUCAG